This is a messenger RNA of Blepharisma stoltei, 1339 nucleotides long. The record is from the annotation of a GenBank genome assembly. NCBI's taxonomy places the organism in Eukaryota, Ciliophora, Heterotrichea, Heterotrichida, Blepharismidae.
AUGAAAAUCUGGUUUUUCGCUGUCGUAGCCCUCGCUAUUGCUUCAGAAGAACCUGAGCCUAUCAAUGACCAAGAAAGAAACGACGAAGUGGCACAGUCAGAAACCCGCACCCGCUGGGUUGCUUGUUUACUUAUUUCCCGCACAAAAUUAAUCAAAGAUUUUGACUCUAUUUCAGAAAUUUAUACAGAAUCCAGCUUCAAAAAGGAAUUCAUCCAGCGAAGAAUUAUAGCGGACAUUCUUUAUAAAUGUGAUAAAGUUUUGACCUCAAAACAAGCUGAAGAACUAUUGGUAGCUGAGGAUAUAAAUUUAGAGGCACCAGGAAUCAAAGAAUUGACGAUAAUUGACAAAGAGUUUUAUUUGAAUGAAAAAAGUGAUAUAAGAUUGACUCAGCAACAAGAAGAGUUAGUAAAGAAAAUUCUUAUUGUAAGAGUGAAUUAGGAAGCAAAUAAAGUUGAUGAAGAAAUUGAGGUUGAAGCGCCAAUAGUGGAUGAUUUUGAUCCUAGUGUUUAUUCACAGAAUAAAGAUCUAUUGCCAACUGGCUUGUAUUACCCAGGACUUAUUGGAGGUGUGUUCUUAUUGAUAGGGCUUGGGUUUUUCAGUAAGAAAUAUUUAGUUAUUAAAAGAGUGUCUUCUCUUAAAAAAACUUUUAUUUUAAUGGAAGAUUCGGAAAGUAAUGUUUCCUAUUCUUCUUCCUUUUGUGAAGAAAACGGAGCUUUACAGGAUGAAUUUUUCGAACUUUUACUAUUAAAUGAACUUAUUGAUACAGGAUUACUUGAUAAUUCUGAAUCAGAGUAUGAAUGAAAUGAUAGUGAUGCAGAAAAUGUUGAUACAGAUGACAAAAUAUUGGAGUUUUUAAGUCGUUUAGAUGGAAAAAAAUACUAGAUGAAAUAGAUCCUAUUCAGGAAACCUUCAAAUAUAGGAAGACUGAGGUGAUCAUUGAUGAUAAGAAGACAAUCGAUAAGAAAAUCCUGAACACCAGAAAAAUAAAAAUUAGAUCAGAUUCAAAUUUUAUCAGAAAAAUAAAAUUGAUAUCAGAAUCAAACAUUAUCAGGAAAAUAAAAUUUAGAUCAGAUUCAAAUUUCAUCAGAUAUAGAAAAUUCAUAUCAGACUCAGAAAUCGAAAAAAUCGCGGAUUACGUGGGUUUCAGAAAAUUUUACUAAAAUUUUAUCCAAAGAUUUUAGGAAAAGAAGAAAGUUAAAAAAUUUUUAAUCGGGACAUGGCCCUGAAAUAAAGGCCUUUAAAGUAAUAAAGAUUUCUCUCUCUCUCUCUUAAAAACCAGAAAGAAGAUAAAGUUGCCCCUGCUAAAAAGAAAUCAAGAAAAGAUAAAAAAGAUCAAUAG